AUGCAAAGAAAACGGCACAAUAAGACCAGUUCCUGGUCCACAUAUCUGCACUUCAAAGGUCAAAAUUUUAAUGCAGAGGAAUACCACCAGCUUACAUUGGAGCAACACUCAGAGAUGGUAGAGGAAUUCAAUAAAAUCAAGAGCUCCGGACAGAGUAAGCCGCCAAAUGUCACCACUUGUACUCGUCUUGCAGAGGUAAAUCAUAGCUUUGCUGCAAUGGUCAGUGAGGCUGAAGCACUCAAGGAACGUGUAGGUACCAAAACCUUGAUCGUUGCAGUGCGAAGUUUGACCAACCUCAACAUGUUGCCCAAAGUCCACUUUACCAGUGACGUGGUGUCCCACUUUGUCCACACACUCUUACACAAGGAUCCCAUGAAAUUUGGGAUUAAGAUGGAAUCUACAGUUCUCACUGGGCUCCCAACACAAAACGUUGAGGUGACUGAGGACCAGAAUGCAACACUUGAAUUUGUCCACUAUGAGCAGAUGGUCCAGGCUCAUCUCGUCAAAAUUGUUGGCUGGUGUCACGAUCACUGGGGUAAUCCAAGCAACCUCAAGGGCGGUGUUGAUGCCUUGCAGAUGCUUGCACUUGCAAUCGACAAUCGAACAUGCCAGUUUGUUAGGAUUUCAAAAGAUGAAGCCAUCAAGUGCAUGGAGCACAUUGAUGCUGGUGAAGACUUGUCACUGAACAAAGUUGACACAGAACCCUAUGAAAGCAACAAUGACAAUGACAGAGACAGCAACAACAAUGACAGAGAUGGAGAUGGAGACAACAGCAACAACAUCGACAUCGACAACAGCAACAGCAACAGCAAUAGCAAUGACAGAGACGGAGACAACAGCAGAGACAGAGACAACAAUGGCAGUGUGGGCAAUAGUGCUCCCACUGGAGAACCUCAUAGCGAGAUAAUAGAUGACCUCAUUGAUCCUGCGCUUUCCAAUGGAUAUCCAUGCUGCUUGAGACACACUGGGUGCAUUGUAGAGUCCUUUGGUCAUCACUAA
Suillus paluster is the source of this 999-nucleotide messenger RNA. RefSeq lists its product as uncharacterized. Bases 1 to 999 code for a protein of 332 amino acids. The record is from RefSeq and is a predicted model, not a curated record. The transcript is spliced from 4 exons. Lineage: Eukaryota; Fungi; Basidiomycota; Agaricomycetes; Boletales; Suillaceae.